UUGAAGAUGGCCGACUCGGACUCGGAUGCGAGCAGAAAUGAAAAUAUUUUAACAGAUUCUUUCCUCCAUUUGGAAGAAAUAGACGUGAACCUGUACAGGGGUGUAAAUUUGUUCCAUCCAACUGGGGCAAGGGCAGUGUACGGAGGUCAAGUCGUGGCUCACGCCUUGCGAGCAGCUUACACAACAGUCCAAUCCGAGCACCAUGCCCACAGUGUACAUUGCUACUUCCUGAAGGGAGGAAGUGCAGACAACCCCAUCCUGUACUAUGUGGACCACACACGUGAGGGUCGGACAUACUGCAACCGCAAUGUCAAGGCCAUACAAGAUGGAGCAGCCAUCUUCACGAUGCAGGCAUCCUUCAAGAAAGCAGAAACUGAUGUGUACACCCACCAGUACUCUAUGCCUGAUGUGCCUGGGCCGGAAGGACUGCUGUCUAGUCUGGAGAUCAUGGAGAGGCAGCUCAAGUCAGACAAUGUGUCAGAAAGGAGGAAGCAGUAUUUAGAAAAGAGACUGACAGAAAAAGUGACAUAUGAAAAUCGUCCAGUGAACGAGCAGUAUUCUUCAAAAGAGGAACCGAUGGCGCCCUUCACCUACAACUGGGUCCGGGCUCUUGGACAUAUAGGUGAUGACUCCAGGAUGCACCAGUGUGUAGCUGUUUAUCUGUCAGACUCUAUCCUGGAUGUUGCGGUCCUCCCUGGUGGGAUCCAUGGAACUAACAGUAGACGGAGGAUGUUCAUGACAUCGCUGGAUCACUCUGUGUGGUUCCACAACCCAUUCUGUAUUGACGAAUGGAUGCUUUAUGAGAAGGAGAGUCCACAUUGUGGUGAUGGCCGGGCAAUGACCCUUGGUCGACUGUGGAAGAGGGACGGCACACUCGCCAUGUCGGUAGCCCAGGAGGGAGUCGUUAGAACCUUCAAGUCCAGUUUAUGAUACACAUAUGCAGCAGAAUAGGCGCGCUUGACUGAAACUGUUACUCCAGACAUCGGUUCUUAGUUUACUUCAUGAUUACUGCCAGGACAUUACUACACAAUAAUACUUACCGUUUUCAAUGAUAUAAGUGUCCUGGUUGUGGCGGACUUGCUAAUCAAACUAGAUAAGAUUUAACUAUAUUCUCAAAGAUCAAAUGGUUGAGAAUACAUUUUACGUGAUUGUUGAGCAAACUGGGAGUGUUUGAAUGGUUCCUGAGCAAUAAUAUUACCAUCUGUGCUGCUGUUCUGAGUAAGUCUGAUAUACACUACAAUGUAUGGACUGUCAGGUACAUAUACAUACAUCUGUCACAGAUUGGUCUGGAAGUUGGAUGGGACACUUGUUGGAGCAGGGCUCUUAUUAUGGUGAAUGCAGUACAGUACACAAAGUCCGCAGUCUAGACUACCAGUUGUCUGACUUCCAUUUUUGGGAAGCUGCGCUGGCUGAGUGGGUUAGAUGGCAGACUUGUGUGCUGGCGAUUAGGUGCGUGACUCUGAG
Molecule: messenger RNA, 1464 nt
Organism: Haliotis rubra (blacklip abalone)
Lineage: Eukaryota; Metazoa; Mollusca; Gastropoda; Lepetellida; Haliotidae
Product: acyl-coenzyme A thioesterase 8-like
Exons: 6
Coding region: 7-930 (307 amino acids)
Biological process (GO): fatty acid catabolic process; acyl-CoA metabolic process
Cellular component (GO): peroxisomal matrix
Molecular function (GO): fatty acyl-CoA hydrolase activity
Source: RefSeq, a predicted model, not a curated record